AUGAGGGAAUGCCUGCAAGCCCCGUACAACCCAGAGCCCAACGACCAAACCAAGAAGCUUGACUUGGAAUUUGAGGAAGUGUCCAAGAAUCUCGAGGUGCAACAUGGGAAGCUUGCGCUGAAUCUGGACUUUGUGAACGUGCGCGAAGCUGUCGCUUCGCCGAGUCUCGACUAUGACCGGGAUGCUGUGAACGGGGAGCUGCCGAAAAAGACUGGCAACAAGAGGAAUGGAUGGGGUGUGGAGUGGCGUGUGUCCUCAACUGCGAAAUCAAUCGUGGCGGAUGUGGGGCGCGGGCGUACGGCCAAGCAGGCCGUUGUGACCUCGAAACGAUUGGUUGAAGAUUUUGGAAAGGAAGAAUCAGUGCAUCGAGUGGCCGGAAAAGUUGGGCUACGCUUGCAGCUCCCACUGUCCUAUGUCACAAUCCACAGACAGGCAAGAUUGGUCAGACGAGCAAAAUCGAAAACGAAGGCUAAGGCCAAGGCGAAGGCCAAAAGUAAAUCAAGCCGAUGGGCUCCAGAACCUCCGAGAGAGAUACCGGCUUCAGUGGGUGACUAUCCCAUUAUACGUGCAACGGAUUUCGUGCGACUUGUGGAUAGAUACAACUUCUGGCAGUUCUUCUUCGGGCAAGAUGAUUUCAAUGCUGGCUGCAAGAUGAUGGCAAAUUUCUGGGAUGAUUACAGAAGAAUGUAUCCGGGAUAUCAGCUUUUUGCCAAGGCGGACCGUGGUGAAGUCGAUGUAUCUCGCUGCCUACCUUGCUAUGUUCACGGUGACGAAGGCACCUAUUAUAAGCGAUCUGGCAUCAUGAUCCUGCAGCUACAAUCGCUAUUUGGAAAAGGCACCAGUCUACUUGGGAGACAGGCUUUCGCUGAUCGCUUGGUGGGUGAAGGUGCGGCCAACCCAUAUGUCAACCAGCGUGGAGUUACACUGACAACACGUUUCCUGUUGGGUGUGCUGCCCAAAGAAUCCUGCGAUGAAGAGUACGCGGAAUCUCCAGAAGUGCUGGAGCAGUUCUUUGAGCACAUUGUCGAGGCUACUGCGGGCCGCUUGACGCGCACGUUCCGCCAAGGGCCGAAGGCAGCCUCGGCGGAGAAAGCCGGGACAGGAGUCUGUCACUAUUGCCUCGCAGGCACCCCUGGAUACGACUUCGAGGACAUGUCCCGCAGUAGCACGAGUGUUCAACAAACGUUCAGAAUGGGUCUGUUCAGCCGAAACCCUAAAUACGCCCCAUAA
Molecule: messenger RNA, 1230 nt
Organism: Symbiodinium natans
Lineage: Eukaryota; Dinophyceae; Suessiales; Symbiodiniaceae
Source: the annotation of a GenBank genome assembly